Nasonia vitripennis (jewel wasp) is the source of this 2483-nucleotide messenger RNA. RefSeq names its product sodium-coupled monocarboxylate transporter 2. Gene Ontology annotation, cellular component: membrane. Gene Ontology annotation, biological process: transmembrane transport; sodium ion transport. The record is from RefSeq and is a predicted model, not a curated record. The transcript has 15 exons. Bases 253 to 2088 code for a protein of 611 amino acids. Lineage: Eukaryota; Metazoa; Arthropoda; Insecta; Hymenoptera; Pteromalidae. Gene Ontology annotation, molecular function: symporter activity.
AAAAACGUCAGUCGUCGUGCAAUCGCUGCUCGCGAGUGAACGUGACUACUUGUGUCUCUCUCGUCCCCCACCAACUCGCCGAAGAAUAAUGUAGCAUCUUGUUAUGUUUACGGUCGACGUCAACAACAACGCGUCGUGCACCAGCAGCCAGCGCAGCAGGAAGCAGCUACCGGCAUUCGAAAGUGCGUCCACGGCGGAAAGCGGAGCAGAAGUGGACGUUCGUUAUUAUAAGUGCGACAGGGACAUUGAAGAAUGUCGACUAACGUGGAGAGAUGGUACUUCCACUGGAUCGACUGGCUGAUCUUCGCCCUGAUGCUGAUGAUGUCAGCUGGAGCCGGUCUCUGGCAUUACAGGAAACAUCGAAAUGCAAAUACCGACGAGUAUUUGCUGGGCGGCAAAGACCUCAAACUCUUUCCCGUUUCUGCUUCCUUAGUGGCGAGUUUCAUAUCCGGAAUAACGAUUCUCGGAACGCCUUCGGAAAUUUACAAUUUCGGAACGCAGUACUGGAUCACGAUCAUAUCAUUGGUCUUCUCGGGAAUCGUCGUCGCCAAUGUCUACCUUCCGGUCUUCACCACUCUCAAGCUGCACUCGGCUUACGAGUACCUCGAACUGCGAUUCAACCGAGGCGUGAGAAUACUGAUAUCCCUCAUCUUCGUUAUUGACGUGGUAAUGUACCAGUCGAUAGUCGUGUACGUUCCUGCUUUAGCUCUUAGUCAAGUUAGCGGUAUCAAUAUCCAUCUGAUCGGAUGUAUUGUGUGCGUGACGUGCGUUUUCUACACAGUCAUGGGCGGUCUAAGAGCAGUCGUCUGGACGGAUGCUCUGCAAGUUGGAGUAAUGGUAGCGGCUGUGGUGGUAGUGACCGCUCUGGGCACUUAUCAAGUGGGCGGCCCAUCUAUCAUCUGGCAAAAGGCUACCGACGCGAAUCGAAUUGUAUUUUUAAACUUCGACUCCUCUCCGUACACCAGACACACAGUAUGGACCGUUUUGAUUGGAUCCUUUCUCUAUUCCACUGCCUACAUAGCCGUCAAUCAGACGAUGGUACAACGAUAUCAGUCGCUGUCGAGCACUAAAGUUUGCAAACAAGCAGUGGGCUUGUUUACCAUCGGCACUAUCGUCUUCAUUUCGCUGUGCUGCUGGUGUGGAUUGGUUCUACUGGCGUACUGGUCGUCGCCCAAUUGCGACCCGAGGGCCUCUGGUCUCAUAGUGGCCGAUGAUCAGUUCUUGCCGGCUUUCGUCAUGGAAAUAGCCGGAAAGCUACACGGCAUUCCUGGACUAUUCAUCGCUGGCAUUUUUGGAGCCGCCCUUAGUUCCUUGUCGGUCGGUCUCAACUCCACGUCAGUUGUGCUGCUGGAAGACUUCGUCAAAGGAUGCUUCAAAUUGAAACCCAAUGAGAAGUGGGCGAAUAUAUUUGUCAAGAGCGUCGUCGUGAUCCUGGGCUUGGUUGCUCUAGCUCUAGUAUUUCUCGUGGAAAAACUGGGAGGCGUUCUAUCCGUGACAAACAGUUUAGCUGCUAUCGCUGCCGGAGUGUCCUUUGGAGUCUUCACUCUCGGCAUGCUCUUUCCUUGGACAAACUCUAAGGGUGCAUUUGUGGGUGCCGUUGUAGGAUUUGUGAUAGCCGGAUGGGCGAGUCUCGGCGCUAACGCGGCGAUCGGAGCAGGAUACAUAGUUCCAAAAAAGCUUCCUGUUUCGUUGGACCAUUGUCCUGUCAACAUCUCCGAGAGCUUUUUGAAGCAGUUUGUGCAUUCCAACGAGGAUGACAUCUUCCCACUUUACCGGUUAUCCUACCACUGGUUUGCUGGCCUCGGUACCAUCAUUGUCAUUCUCGUCGGAGGCGCGGUUACUUGGAUGACUGGACCAAUCGAUCCUUCGUCUAUAAACAAGGAUCUGCUAUCUCCUGUGAUACAUAGGUGGCUUCCGGAACCCACCAUCUACAACGAAGUUCAUCUCAGGCGACCCAACGGCUCGUUCAACCGAACAGCAUUGAACUCAAGAAAUAGGCAUUCGAGAAAUAGUAUUCCACUUUCUAGAGUAGAUCCAGAUUUACCAUCCGAGAGAACGGAACUAAGGACACGGAAUUCAGACUCUUGAAUUUGAGCUUAUAAGUAACACGUUGGAGCGUCUUGAAAUCUCUAGGAAAAUCGCCAAAUGUAAAAGAGAGCUCUCUAUUUUCGUAUACCUUCCACUCGGUUUUUAUUUAUAAACUAGUACUUAAAGCGGCGUCGAAAUGGUUUAGCAGGUUAGCCGAUAUCGUAUUCCAAUGUAAUUUAGCGAAAGUAUGGGUGUAUAUACCAAUUGUUUGCUAACUCAUCGAACGCAAAGACUGAAAUUUGAAACUUCAGUUAUUUUUUAUAUGAUGUACGUGAAUAUUUUAUAAUGAUGUGGAAAGUAUUGCACUAUGUUUUGUAUACUAUACUAUGAUAAGCUAGUAUUACUCUACAGAUGAUUUGUACACGCCCUGAACCCAAUAAAUCUAAUAUCCUGUA